UCGCUCAUUGGUAUCUACUGUCAGUUCUAUUAGAGUGCCUUUAACCUUUCCAGUCUCUAACUUCUAUAACUACUCUAUAACACUGUCGUAUACGGAUAGAUGUGUUGAGACAUUUGUUGUUCUUUGAUGUGUUUCUCCUAUGUUUUCAGUUUCGUUGAUUAAGAAGUUUACAAACAUACUGAGCGUCAGAACAGUGGCUUACGAUUACAGUGGUUGUAACUAUGUAAAUUUGCAGAGAUUGUCAAUUAUUAUUACUCUUUAUCAUAGAGAUUUACAGCCCAGGCGUAUUCAUCUCUUUGAAGUUGUCUGGAUAAGCUUUGAAAGUGCAGAUGAGCUUCGGAAAUCAGCCCUCGGCUUCACCAAGCGAGUCAAAGCGCCAGAAACGUCCACAAGAGCAGCAGAGCGCCGCCGAUUCGGUAUGUCGCGUCUGUAUGGGCUGGCCGUCCGAUUCGGGCCCGAUGGUUGAUCUCUUCGUUGGACAGGUACAGGGGAUGAUUCUGGCCGAAGUGUUGGCACUGAUCGGAGCAGUGAAGCCGGCGACGGAAGACGAUCGGCUGCCCAAGGAAUGUUGCGAUGGGUGCCUGAACGCACUGGAGAGUGCUUACAACCUCAGGAUGUUGUGCCAAGACUCGGAUCGGAAGCUACGAGAUGUAUUCUUGUCGGAUGGAAAGACCGCUGUUGUGAAGAAAGAAAUCGAUGAGGAUAAUAAGUUUAAUGCACUGGAUGAGAUGGAAAGUCGGUGUAAAUCGGAGCUAGCUGAGAUGCUGACCUUCCGAGAAGCUAUAGUCUCGGAGAGUAUACAUGCACCGAAGUUGGAGAUCAUUGAUUACAUAAGCGGAGAAGAGAGUCAUGAGAUGGAGGAUGAUGGAGAUGGAAGAGAUGAUACGGCGGAGGAUAACAUGGAUGCUGACUCGAGUACAUAUGAGUCAGUUGAAGAUCAGAAUGUAUUUGAUGUAGUGAAAGCCGUUGUUUUUAAAUGUUGCGGUUGCAAACUCAUUUUCAACACUUCAGAGGAUUUGAAAGUUCAUUCUAACGAAGUCCACGACGACACGAAUCUGCCGGAACAGGUAUUUAGGGGAUCACGAUAUAGGAAGCAGUGUGAUAUCUGUUACAAAAUGUUUUGCAAUGGACAUGCUUUACGGAAACAUAAACGAAAAGACAAACUGAACUUUCGCUGCAAGGUUUGUGGAGAUGUGUUUUGGACCCGAAAGAGGGUGUACCUCCAUUAUGAAGGAGUGCACGGUCCGAAUCCAGUGAUCAAAGGUCCUUCGAAAGUUUGCUGUGCAGGUGCAUGUCAGGAGCAAUUUGAAACCGAAGAACAACUUAGGGAACAUAGUGUGUCGGUACAUCUGCCGGAGAAGCCAGCGCCGGAUCCCUCCCGUCCAUUCUCCUGCAACGUUUGUUAUCGCUGCUUCAAAUCCGACGCGCUGCUGUACACUCAUCAGUCCCGAAUGCUAAGACCUCGGAUACGUUCCAAAAACCACGUUUGCGUCCAGUGUGGAAUGGCGUUUCCAUGUCCUUCAGCGUUACGACAUCAUGAAGUAACUCAUACUGGCGAAAAAGUGUUCCAGUGUCCCAAAUGUCCCAAAGCUUACAGCAACAGGGAAACCUACAGAAAGCAUGUAGCUAGCCACAACUUGCCAGCGGACAGAUUCAAAUGCGAUACAUGCGGAACGUGUUAUAAAACUCACAGAGCAUUGAGACAGCACAGGGCACAACAUACCUUUCAAUAGCUUCUGUCCGAAACGUUUCACGAUGAAGAAUCUUCGCAAAUUGCACAUAUGGUCAGUGAUCACCCCGAGGAACUUCGAAACAAUCCGCUUCCACCGAUCGAGCUCUUCGUAAACCGGGAUUGCACCGACAUAAAUCAGAAGAAGCUUUUUUACGAUCACUAGGAAUGAUAGAAUAAAGCUGUGGCAGGUUAACUACUUAUCGAGAUAUUGAAAUUCUUCGGUGUUUUUUCAUUCGAUGAACAAGUCCCUAUAGAGCAAACUCUUGCCUGUAUGCCUCACAAUAUUCCUGUAAAGAAGUCUAGGUAAACUUUACCAGUUAUGGGCUUUGCAACUCCCUGUUCAGCCGUAUUUCAUUUUAGGAAAAUGUUCAUGUGAUGCAUCAUUUCGUU
This is a messenger RNA of Aedes albopictus (Asian tiger mosquito), 2122 nucleotides long. Its product is annotated as oocyte zinc finger protein XlCOF7.1. Gene Ontology annotation, cellular component: nucleus. NCBI's taxonomy places the organism in Eukaryota, Metazoa, Arthropoda, Insecta, Diptera, Culicidae. Bases 330 to 1733 code for a protein of 467 amino acids. Gene Ontology annotation, biological process: regulation of transcription by RNA polymerase II. Gene Ontology annotation, molecular function: zinc ion binding; DNA-binding transcription factor activity, RNA polymerase II-specific. The record is from RefSeq and is a predicted model, not a curated record. The transcript has 2 exons.